AGCUGACAGCUUGACAUUGGCCGAUGAAGAGCGGAGGAAUACACAGAAAAAAUCACCUGCAUAUAAGCAUUCAUCUGCCGCUAAAUACUAUCAUCCUGUCUCCAGUACCGCAGGUGUCAAUGAGGUAUUUAGAGCUUUUCCUGAUGAUCCCUGCAUCCCCUCCUUUACCCCGGGGUGGAGAGAUAAGGAGGACAGAGAAACUCCUGAAAAUGGGAAAAGUAUGGAGCUACAGGAUGUCACUGAUAGACAAACUUCCAGCCAAGACAACAACUGCAGAACAAGCGGUCUGUUCAUAUCCAAUCAAAGACCACACACCAGCUUAUCAGACAGAAACACAAAUCAAACACUUGCAUCAGAUGGUGCAACAUGCUCGGUUAAAGAAUCCACAUCGUGCUGGAGCAAUGUGGAGAGCAUGGUGUUUGGCACCGGGAGUAACUUGAUACUGAGUUAUAAAACAGCUGGAGCUCAGCCAGAAAGAGACAUAUCAGGACAUCAGAUGGAGCUCAGAAAAGUAAACGUUGAGGGGAAGGUGGGAACAAAGAUGAAAGUUGCGAAAGAGGAACUAGAGGAUGCUAGGAUGGGCGAAAGGAAAGGAAAGAAAAAUGAAGAACCAGAAUCUAGUUCAGCUUUUGCAUUGUAUGCAAAGAAUAACAUGAGCAACAGUGAGCCAGAGAAGACACAGAAACGAAUGAAAAAGACUUCAAACAUCAGCUGUCAUUUGAAAACACGACCAACUUUGACUGUAUAUAAGCGAUACCAGCUUUGUGUGGAUCAAUUGCAUCACCUCAGAGUAAGACAAAGACAAUAUACCGAACCGGGAUGCUUCAUAGAUUCCCCUGCAAAAGACAGAAAGACGUCUGAAGAAAUUGCACCACAAAAUCCUGAGAUUGAAAAACGUCUAAAUAAGGCAGGAAGCAAAAUUGUUACAGCUGCAGAAAUCACAAAGGAGAGGAGUUCAGGUGUCAUUAAUAAAAACCAGGACAGAUCUCAAUACAAUAGAAGUAGGGCAACACUUACUGAACAUGGACAGCACAAACAUUGUGACAGUUUGACUGUGAAGGAAACACCUGCAGCCAGUAGACCUGUUUGUCAGAGAAACAAAAUUACCACCAACACACAUUUGAGUCUUAAUAGCAACACAUGUGGUGCAUUAAUAAAAGCAACUGCAGGAGUCAUAACCUCAAUUGAUGAGGUUAUUAACACGCAUAUGGAGCAACUGGGGAAUUCCCCUGGCAAUAAUGGUACCAUUGUGGAGGAGAAUGCUGCACUCACCACUAACCCAGGUUUGUUUUCAGAGAGAAUUGAAUGUAAUCCAGACGUCAAGGGUUGUCAGAGAAGUGUCAAAGGUCAAAAGACAAAAGCUGGGAGACAAGGAGCCUCACUGAGACUCUGUGAAAAGUCAAGUGUCUCCCUGUCUUGUCCACCCAAUAAAGAAAUAUUGCAAAGACCUCCGUCAUCAGGAGUAAACAAACACACAAAAAGUCACACACCAGAGGACAAAGUGAAACCUACUUCAGCCUGUAGUCAUACACACAAAUGUCUGCCAUCUACAGAGACACACACACAUCUUCAUGAUGACCCCAGACCACCAUUACCAGCCUCGGGUGCAUGUCCAUGUAAACAAACUGGCAAAUACAGCCCAGCAGGUGUCCCUAUUUGUGACCUCUGGUUGUCUCUGCCUGAUGAGGUGUGGCUGUCCAUCCUGUCUCUGCUGCCUCACAGUGAUCUGUGCAGAGUGCUGCAGGUCUGCAACCGCCUGCACACACUGGCCACUGAUCACUCACUCUGGAGAAAUCUGAGAAUUGAAAACUCCAACCUAACAGACUGGUGGUUACUCUGUGUGGGCAGACGUCAUCCUCGCAGUCUGUGUCUGUACAGCUGCAGUGGCCUGUCUCUCACCUCUUGUGGGCUGGAGAUGUUUUUCACUCUGUGUAGAAACUUUCUGAAGGAACUCAAGGUCACAAGUUGCACUGGUCCUUGUCUCCAUGGGGACCAGAUGUUGCCUCUGAUUGGUCAGCUGUGUCAUCAUGUGACCAGUGUGGACGUGAGCUGGAGUGGAGCAACAGACACAGGAGUGAAAGCUCUGAGUGACUGCUGCCCAGGGUUGCGGCUAAAAUCUGUUGUCCUGAAUGGCUGUCAUGUCACUGAUGACCCACUGAUGAAACUCGUCAUGAGGCACAAAGAAACUCUGUGCAGAUUGGAGGUCUUUGGCUGUCAGUUCCUUACUCCAUCCUGUCUACAGACAGUAUAUGAGAUGUGUCCUGGCCUUCAGCAUCUUAACAUCGGACAGGUGCCAAAGGUCAACACACACAGUCUUACAGUGAUGACAUCACAGCUCAAAUGCCUCAUUUCACUAAAUCUCACUGGACUACAUGUGAUUACUGAUGCCGCAGUGGACACUUUGCUUCAGAACUGUGUCGAAAUUCAGAGUUUGACCUUCAGUUCCUGCCCUGGAGUCACUGACCUGACACUGCACAGCAUCCGCAAAUACACACCUUGUAUCAGAUCUCUGGACGUGAGUGGCUGUAAGGCAGUAACAGAUGCAGGAGUUCAAUCUCUAUCUCUGGGAUGUAGAAGACUUCAGCAACUAGAUCUCAGCUCCACUGGCACAGGAAACAGAGGGGUUACUCUGCUGGCAAAUUACUGCAGCAGAUACCUCCGUACUGUCAAACUCAGUUUCUGCCACAUCACCUUAGAGAAUAUACUGAAGCUCUGCAGAUGCUGCAAGAGGUUGAAGGUGCUGCAUCUCUACGGCUGUGCCCAUCUCCCCGCUGAGAGAGAGAUCCGAGAGGUUAAUGCUACUGUUAAAGUUUACCCUCUGUCCUGACUCACACACAAACAUCUGCACAUAACUGGACAGAUACACACAACAUAUUGAAGUGCAAAAUGUAACUAUGAGUAAAAGUAUGCA
Molecule: messenger RNA, 2911 nt
Organism: Perca fluviatilis (European perch)
Lineage: Eukaryota; Metazoa; Chordata; Actinopteri; Perciformes; Percidae
Product: F-box/LRR-repeat protein 2-like
Exons: 14
Coding region: 221-2827 (868 amino acids)
Biological process (GO): SCF-dependent proteasomal ubiquitin-dependent protein catabolic process
Cellular component (GO): SCF ubiquitin ligase complex
Molecular function (GO): protein binding
Source: RefSeq, a predicted model, not a curated record